UAAUCUGGGAUUCAGUUUCACUCUGCACCAUGGACACAAGCUCAGACUGGAGAGGACUGGGAAUAUGGAGCUACAAAGUGCCCGUCUGAGUAUGCGGUUUGUCUGAUGAAGGAUGUAUCUGCUGGUCCUGGUUCACAUCUUGCAGUCAUCUCUGUUGGCGGUCCAGUCCUGUCCAUUUUUAUGUGCCUGCACGUAUGGGAACAGUGGAGUAGCAGAGCUCAGGUUGGUGCAGUGCAGUGACCCUGGAAUCUCAGCUGUUCCCAUUAAUGUCCCAGCUGAUACAGUCAAACUGCGUCUAGAGAAGACCUUGAUCUCCAGGGUGCCCCGGGCAGCCUUCUACAACCUGUCGGAGCUGCGUUUUCUGUGGCUGACCUACAACACCAUCACCUCCAUCCACCCCAGCAGCUUCGUCAACCUGAGGGCCCUGCGAGAGCUGCGUCUGGAUGGAAACCUCCUGACAUCCUUCCCCUGGGAGGGGCUCAGGGACAUGCCCCGCCUCCAGACUCUGGGUCUCCAUAACAACCGUCUGUCCAGCCUUCCUGCCCACGCUGCUCUCUUUCUUCCCAACAUCACCUACCUCGACCUGUCCAGCAACAGGUUGACUUUAUUACCUGCUGAGCUACUGGACCUUUGGUUUCCUCUCCCAGGACAACAGGAAGGAGCAGUACAAAGAAAGAUUUUGGGUCUCCAUGACAACCCCUGGUUGUGUGACUGCCAGAUCUCCAUGGUGACGUCCUUGUCCAUGUCCCUGGGGAGUCCUGUAGUUCUCAUGGACCAGCUGCUGAUAUGUCGCAGGUCUCUGGGUCAGUCGGGGAUGUUGCUGACCCAGGCUGAGCUGUCCCGCUGUAUGAGGCCUUCAGUCCAGCCUGCAGCCACCAGAGUCAUCUCUCCACUGGGCAGCAACGUCAUACUCCGCUGUGACGCUACCGGCUACCCAACACCGACCCUGACCUGGAUCAAAACCUCAGCCUACGCUGAUUGUUGCCAACAAGACAUCCUUGAGAACUUUGACCAGCUACCCAGGAGUUUGGAGAGUUUUAUGCAGGAAUCUCCUCGAGUGGGAGUUCGCUGGUCGAUAAUCAGCCUGAACGGGUUAUCAUACAAGGAUGCCGGUGAAUAUCGCUGCCAGGCACGGAACAUGGCAGGAAUAUCUGAAGCCCCGAUUGAACUGAAGGUGGUGGGAGUCACGAGACUAUCCCGUCUUCCAAAAAAGAAGUCCCAAAAGACUCCACCCAAAUCAUCAUCAAAAUACAGGAAGCCCAACCGGACUCCAGCUCCCACCAACAUCCCUUCAGCGAAGGAGAAUCAGAUACUCCAAAACAUUACACCACCUUCCAUUAACAAGACCCAGACGGCUCCGAAAGUGGUCUACAUAGACAAGUACAUUAAACGGCGCAAAAUGAACUUAACAGAUGCAAAGACCACGACGUCCGUCAAGUCUACACCGGAGCCCCCAGAAAAAUCUAGAGCUGCUCUCCUGUCAGAAACACUUGUAUGAGAUACAUUGAAGCCGGUUUGGAUCCGUUACUUGGUUGACUUCAACAAGGGGAUGGGAUAGCAAAUGAAGCUUAACUGUUUGUGAACCUCUAGUUUUAGUGUUCCAGGCUUUUUGGGGGAUCAAAAAUAAUGUUUGUUGAUGAGCUGUCCUGUAAAUGUAACUUGCUGGUAAAAAUAAAAUGUGUGACACAGGA
Molecule: messenger RNA, 1691 nt
Organism: Sebastes umbrosus (honeycomb rockfish)
Lineage: Eukaryota; Metazoa; Chordata; Actinopteri; Perciformes; Sebastidae
Gene: lrit3b
Product: leucine-rich repeat, immunoglobulin-like and transmembrane domains 3b
Exons: 6
Coding region: 113-1498 (461 amino acids)
Molecular function (GO): protein binding
Source: RefSeq, a predicted model, not a curated record